Messenger RNA from Drosophila serrata, 1038 nucleotides. RefSeq names its product hydroxymethylglutaryl-CoA lyase (gene Hmgcl). Gene Ontology annotation, molecular function: hydroxymethylglutaryl-CoA lyase activity. Gene Ontology annotation, biological process: ketone body biosynthetic process; L-leucine catabolic process. Lineage: Eukaryota; Metazoa; Arthropoda; Insecta; Diptera; Drosophilidae. The record is from RefSeq and is a predicted model, not a curated record.
UUCCGGCAGAUCGAAUACGUAACCUUUGUUUAUGUUAUUUGUUUAAGUUUUUGCAAUGAAAUUCGCAAGAAUUAUUCCUAGUUGUCGAUCAUUGGCUUGUUUAAGAGCUAAGCGCCCUGCGAGCACCACAGCAUGCGACCAAGUCCGAAUCGUGGAGGUGGGACCGCGGGAUGGACUCCAAAAUGAACCCAAGUUGCUGCCGGCAGCCACCAAAAUCGAACUGAUCAAUCGGUUAUCAGAGACGGGACUGAAAACCAUUGAGGCCACCAGUUUUGUGAGCGCCAAGUGGGUGCCCCAGAUGGGUGACAACACGGAGGUGCUGCGGGGGAUCAGCAAAGUUCGUGGGAUCAGCUACCCGGUACUGACGCCCAAUAUUAAGGGAUUCGACAGUGCGCUAGCGGCCGGUGCCGAGGAGGUGGCCGUUUUUGGGGCCGCCUCCGAUGCAUUUUCGCUGAAGAACGUUAAUGCCACAGCUGCCCAGGCCAUCGAGCGCUUUAAGCCUGUAUUGACGGCAGCCAAAGAAAAUGGUGUACGUGUCCGCGGCUAUGUGUCCACUAUUGUUGGGUGCCCAUACGAGGGCACCAUACCGCCGUCUGCCGUGGUCAGGGUGGUAGAGGCGCUAUACGAAAUGGGCUGUUACGAGAUUUCCCUGGGCGAUACCAUUGGCGUAGGAACUCCUGGCAGCAUGCGCCGAAUGCUGGACGAGGUGACGAAGGCUGUUCCUGCUAAAGAUCUGGCUGUGCACUGCCACGACACGUACGGUCAAGCGCUUUCCAACAUCUUGGUAUCUUUGGACUACGGCAUUCGUGUGGUGGAUGCCUCAGUCUCCGGGCUUGGCGGAUGCCCCUACGCCAGGGGAGCAUCUGGCAAUGCAGCCACCGAGGACGUAGUUUAUAUGCUACAUGGCAUGGGCCUCCAAACGGGCGUUGAUCUGGACAAACUCAUCCAAGUAGGUCGGUACAUCUGCACAGAGCUAACCAGGCCGUCUGAGUCCAAGGUGAACCGCGCCUGGAAGGGACCUCAGUAAUACACAUACGG